AUGGAUUUGGAAAUGGAAGCUAUAGAAAAAAAUAAGACAUGGGAGCUUGUAAGUCUGCCGAAAGGGAUGAAGAAAAUUGGUGUCAAAUGGGUUUUUAGAACAAAGUUGAAUGAAAAGGGAGAAGUAGAUAAAUGCAAAGCACGUUUGGUAGUCAAAGGUUAUGCUCAGAGGUAUGGGAUCGAUUACAGCGAGGUUUUUGCACCUGUGGCUCGUUGGGACACCAUAAGAUUGAUCUUAGCUCUAGCUGCGCAGAAAGGGUGGAUUGUUUUCCAACUAGAUGUCAAGAGUGCGUUUCUUCAUGGGGAAUUGAAAGAGGCAGUAUACGUGGAGCAGCCAGAAGGCUAUGUUCGUAAAGGAGAAGAGCAUAAAGUCUUGAAGCUUAAGAAAGCUCUCUACGGCUUGAAACAGGCUCCAAGAGCCUGGUACAGUAGAAUCGAAGGAUUCUUCAUGAAGGAGGGUUUUGAGAAAUGCAGUCAUGAGCACACAUUGUUCCUCAAACAUGAAGUUGGAGGGAAUGAUGUGGAGCUAUGUGAGAAGUUUAAGAAAUCAAUGAAGCUAGAGUUUGACAUGAGUGAUUUGGGGAAGAUGAAGUACUUUCUAGGAGUUGAGGUUCAGCAGAGUUGUGAAGGGAUACAUUUAUGCCAAAGGAAGUAUGCUGGGGAGGUGUUGGAAAGGUUUGGAAUGGAAGGCUGCAAUCCCGUGAAAAACCCUAUCGUGCCAGGCACGAAAUUGGUGAAAGAUGGUGGAGAAGUCAGUGUGAAUUCAACCUUGUUCAAGCAGCUGAUUGGCAGCUUGAUGUACCUAUCAGUCACUAGACCAGACAUUGCAUUUGUUGUUUGCAUGUUAAGCAAGUUCAUGGCAGAUCCAAAAGUAUCUCAUAUGGCAGCAGCAAAGCGGGUUCUCAGGUAUGUGAAAGGGUCUGUGAACUUAGGAGUGUUUUAUGGAAGGGGUGCUGAGAAUUUGGGAAUAAUUUAUGAGAAAAAUUCUGAAGUUGUUCUUAAGGCCUAUACCGACAGUGACUAUGCUGGUGAUACAGAUGAUAGAAGAAGCACUUCUGGAUAUGUGUUUCUUCUAAGUGGUGGUGCAGUUGCAUGGAGCUCAAGAAAGCAACCAGUUGUGACCCUUUCUACCACCGAAGCAGAAUAUGUAGCUGCUGUGGCAUGUGCUUGCCACAGUAUCUGGAUGAAAAGAGUACUCAACAGUCUCGGUUUCUCUUCAUUUCUCCAUGGAAGAACCAAACACAUAGAUGUGAGGUUCCACUUCUUACGUGAUCUGGUCAAGGAAGGUGUUGUGGAGUUAGUUCAUUGUGGUACUAGUGAGCAGGUAGCAGACAUCAUGACAAAGCCUUUGAAGUUAGAGUCGUUUGUGAAACUGCGUGAUCUACUGGGAGUUCAAAGCAUGAAGCUUAUAAACUGA
This is a messenger RNA of Prunus armeniaca (apricot), 1416 nucleotides long. Lineage: Eukaryota; Viridiplantae; Streptophyta; Magnoliopsida; Rosales; Rosaceae. The record is from the annotation of a GenBank genome assembly.